AUGGCACAAGUUCAACAACCGGCAAAUCUAACUCAAUUAUCAAAUUCUUCCACAUCAAAUGGAUCUGGAGCUGGAAAUCCAGAAGAAUCAGUUGAAAACGGCGCAUCUUCUUCAAAUUUGAAUCUGAAUUUGAAUCAUAAUGAUAUUGAUAUGUUAGAGGAAGAUGAAGAAGCUGCUUCAUUGCGCAGAAGAAGCACAAGAGCGAGUGCUUUAAAGGCGCAAGAGAAGAUUAAACUGAAAGAUGAUAUAGUUCAACCACAACAAGCUGAAGGAGGUGAAGAUGAUUUAGAACAAGAAGAAAAACAUUCUGGCAAGAAUUUAGAUGAUCCUCUAGAAGGACCUCCAGAGAAAAAGAAAAGACUAGAAGAUGGAAAAGAUUUGGAUCAAUUUUGUUUCCGAUUUGGUCUUCGAACUGAUGAAGAUGGUGAUGUUUAUGCGAUGACCGAUGAAAGUGAGAACUCCUCAAUUCACUCAUCUGAAAUGGCUGUUAUUCAUGCGCAUCACGAAAAAAUGUUGAGUCGCGAAAUGACGCAAGAACUGCUGAAUGAGCGGACAAUGAUGCGGAAAGAAGCGGAAUCGCAACUGCGGAAAGAGGAAUCGAAAUUGGCAUUGUUGAAGAGAAUGCGACAGAGUCAAACGUGUGCUAUUCAAAAAUUGGCGGAAGCCAAGAAAAUGACAGCUGGUUUGCCGAAUAGUUUGGGAAAUGGAAAUGGAGGAGGAGCUUAUAAACCGAUAUUUGCACCGCCUUUGGGAAAAAAUGGAAAUGCCGCUGCUACUAAUGGUAAAGGUGAGUUUUAGAGCUUAAAGUAUUUAAAAAUCUUGAAUUCUUCAUCUAAGAUAAUCUGAAAAUCAGAAUUUUUCGGCUCUAACAAUAAAAAAUAAAAUUUUUCGUCAUUUGCCACGUGGAUUUUUAUCCAGAAAAAAAUUCAGAAAUUUAAAAUUCAUGAACCUAUGACGUGGAAUUUCAAAACCUUUAUACAUAUAAAAUUUGAAUUCAAAAAUUAAUAAAUAUUUUGUUUUUUUUUUUGAAAAAAAACGGUUUUCGACUAUGAAAAACGAAUUCUCCUCAAAAAUUCCUUGGAAAUUUGAAGUUUUGUUGAAAAAUUCAGGAUUUUUGACCUAUACACAAAUUUUUAAUUGAAAAAAUCGAUAAAAUUUUCAUUUUUUUUUUCUCAAAAAAUCUUAUCCCUCUCAAAACUCUUCAUUUUCCAGCUUCCAUCAAUCAACCACAAAAGAAUGCAGCUCUUCUUGCUUUAGCCGGAAUGACUCCACAACAACAAUCCGAACUUCUCGCACGUCUCGCACAAAGUUCCACAGCAGCUCAACAAGCAUUGCUGCAAUCAAAGAAAACUGGAAAUUCAGCGCAAAUCCAACAAAUGCUGACGCAAUUAAUACUCAAUGCUCAACAACAAAUGACAAAAGCCGAAGAGAAAUCGAAACAACAUCAAAAUGGAGUGGCGACGACGCAGGCGACGUCGCAAGUCACCGCAGCAACGAGUUCUGCGAAUUCGGCAGCCGCAACUUUGUCGCAAGCACAAGCUAAAUUGAUGGCAUCACAAACACCGCAACAACGAAGUCUUGCGGCGAGAAUGGCAUUCCGUGCACAAGCUGAUAAACAACUUAUGAUGGUGUCUGCACCAAAAGCUCCACCACCUGAUAUGUUUUUUAUUCCAAAUCCAUCACAACCUGCUUUUACAUAUUUGUUGGGAUUGGAUUUGGUGGUAUCGAAAGUAUUGAAAGAUAAAGCUGUUGAUCGGUGAGUUUUUUAUUUUAUAAAAAAAUUCUAAUUCGUUGAAAAUCUAAAUUUUGCUUUGCUAUAAACAACCCAUUAAUUUCAUAGAAAUUUUUUUUUAACAUUGAAUUUUUCGGAACAUUUUGAUACCGGGUGAAUUUAGCUGAAAUUUUCUACGUGGCAAUUUUCAGAUUCAGAAAAUUCAAAAUUUCAUGAAGUUUCCUAGCUUUUUUGAGUCCCAAAUUGAACUGGAAAAUUUUCAGCAUAAUUUUGACGAGAUUUCGAUGCAAAAAAUUGAUUUUUGCCACGUGGAAUCUUUUUUUCGCGUCAAAAAAUCUUCUUCAAUUUUACAAAAUCUGUUUUUUUCGACAAAAGUUUGCCACGUGGAUUUUUUCGCGACAAAAACGUUUUUUUAACUUUACAAAAACUAGCAAAACCAUCCAUAUUUUCCAGAAAAUGCACCGAAAAACCAUAUGAAUGUGAAGAAUGUCACACCGAUUUCACGCCAUCCUGGAAAGCGAUCGGACAACCUGGAGAAGAUCUUCAUUUGUAUUGCGAACAAUGCGUGAAAACAGCACAAAAACGCAAAAUUCGUCAAGAUCAUUCAACAUUCCUCAAAAAAGCAUAUCAAAAAAUCACGACGCAAGAAAAAGAAUUUGAGAAAAAGAUUGCCGAAGGCACUUUGGAACAAGUUUUCGAGCAACAAAUUCAACAACAACAGAAUCAAGCGAGAAAUAAUAGUGGAACACCAGUUGCAUCAACAAGUGCAACACAAUCUGCGAUUUCGAGAAUUGCGGUGGGAUCAAAUGGAAGUGGAACAUCUACACCCAAAGGAUCAUCGACUCCAGCUGCACCUUCCACUUCGAAUCAUACAUCAAGUUCUUCUGCGAAAUUAAGUGGAUCUAGUAAGAAGAGUUCGGCGAGUUCGGCGGCAAAUAGUGCACAACAAAUGCAGAAUGCACUAUUACAACAAUUUAUGAAUAGUCCGAUGGCGGCUGGAAUGAUGAGAAAUGGUGGAAUGAUGCAGCAAAUGGUAAGAAUUUUGUAGCUUUUUGGGCUUAAAAUUCCACGAUUUAGAGCUUGUUUUUGUCCCGAAAAUUAGCAUAUUUAUUAGUAAAAAGUUAUUUUUUUUACGAUUUUUCAAAUCUCGUAACCUAGAAAACAUUCCAAGAGAAGAAAAAUCAAUUUUUUUGCAGAUGCAAAUGUCGGCUCUAAUGUCAGCUCAAGUACAACAAGCAGCUCGAAGUGGUGUAAAUAUACCAAAUAUUCCAAAUAUGGCACAAAUGAUGAGUUAUAUGGCACAACAACAACAGCAACAGGUGAGAUUUGAGAUUUUUUGACUGAAUAUUUGAGCUCAAAUUCAUGAGUUUUGAAUAAUUUUGAAAACUAAAAUUUACCAAUUUUUUAAAAAAAUUAUCGAUUUUCAGCAGCAGCAACAGCAACAGGCUCAACAAAAUAACUCGAGUUCAUCGGCAGCCGCUGUAAAUGCUGCACAACAACAAAUGGCAGCAAUUGGUAGGUUUUUUGUGUUUUGGUAGAAAAUUUACUGAAAAAAUAGCGCUUUUAAUGCUAAAAAGUUGGAAAAAUAACAGGAAGUUUCAAAUUUGUGAGCCUGAAAAUUGUUACAAAUGAAAAUUCCCUGAAAUUUUUUGAUAAAUAUUUUUUUAUAGUUUUAUUUAAAUUUUUUUUUCUAAUCCUGAAAAUCCUUGAAAUCUGAAAGUGUCUAAUGAAAUUAAAAAAAAAUAAUUUUAAAUUGAAACAUUCUCGAAAUUUUUACAAAAAUUCAUAUUUCUAAGGCUAAAAAUCCUCGAGAUUUUGAUUUUUGAUAUCAAAAUUUCUUGUGAAAUUCUCAAAAAUCAUCUGAAUCUUAUUUUCUAAACCUAAAAAUCUCCGAAAAUCCCAUUUUUUCAAUAAAAAAUUCAAUUUAUCUCAAUUUUCAGCCGCUUUAAUGGCUGGUUCAUCUGGAAAUGCAGCAGCUGCCGCAAGUAUGAUGAAUCCACAAAUGAAUCGAAUGAUUCAACAAUUAUCAGCCACUCAACAAAAACAAUUUUUUGAGGCGAUUCGCGGCGCCAAAAAAUGA
Molecule: messenger RNA, 3812 nt
Organism: Caenorhabditis angaria
Lineage: Eukaryota; Metazoa; Nematoda; Chromadorea; Rhabditida; Rhabditidae
Source: the annotation of a GenBank genome assembly